UAAUGACGUUGAAACUAAUCGUUUUCCUUAAUGAAUAGGCACCAGCCGUGUCGCCAACCUCCCCCCACACUGACACCACCAUGGAGGAUGACCUCUUGUCCGCAAGGAGGCUUUCGGUCGUGCCAAAGGUCCAGCCGUACAGCGUGGAGUAUCUGAAGCUUAUGGACGAAGCCCCCCUCCUGAACAUAACUGGAACCGCGCUGACUGGCCACCCGGCAACGGUCAGCAAUGCGAAGAAGGAGGAACCGUUCACGACGCCCACCAACAGCGAGCUGGCCUGCCUCCCCAUCUACUUCAUCCGCUCCAUAAGGCUUCACCUGGCCACGCAAAGCCGCUUGGUGAACACAAGUCUCCUGAGUGAAGUUCUAGUCCAGGAGAGCCUGAUUGACCACUUUUCAGCUCUCCGUGCUCUCCUGCUGCUGCAUGAUGCCCAUUUUGCCCGAGCUCUUACCGUAAACCUAUUCACUAAGUUUGACACAACAAGGGAUCCAGCGACACUUCUUAUUCCUGCGGAGUUAAACAGCAUCCUGCAGAAGUCUGUGGCUGACUCUUGCUGGAGUAGCAGUCCCCUAAUAGACAACCUUUCCUUUGCAAUAACCAACAUUCCAUCAGUGUUUACGCAUCAGACUAGCAUUUUGGACUGUCUGGAGCUGCGCUAUCACGUCAGAUGGCCGCACACGCUCAUUCUCGACAAUGCAGUAUUAGCCUCUUACUCUCGCCUGUGGACCUUCCUGGCAUCCUUGCACCACAGCAUCUGGGCAGCGGAUGACCUUUUCAGGCACACCAUGAGUCUCAGUCGGCAAGAUGCAGAAGGCAGAUUCAAAAAGUGCAGGCAGUUCCAUCAAGUUUGUCUGUUUUCACAUCAGAUGCAUCACUUCCUUCUGGUUGUGCAAGCCUAUGUUAUAAGUCAGGUUCACCAGAUCAGCUGGAGUGGCUUCGAGAAGAAGUUGCGUGAAAAAGUCACCUCUCUGGACGACCUGUACGAACUCCACUGCUCACACGUCAACUCCAUUACGUCAAGGUGCUUCCUCAAUCCAAAUGGUGCUGUUGUGCUCAAACUUGUCCGAGACGUGUUUGCCCUGAUGCUGCGCUUCCGAGGCCAGCUGCUGUCUCACCAGUGGCACACCGAUAGCGCGUCCGGGAUCACUGAACAUCCGGGCUUUGCUGCUCUUCAGUCUACCUUCAAGGAAUUCCAGAAACAUGCAACAUUCCUCCAUAAACUGUUAGUCAGAGUAGCAGAGCACAGCAAAAUGGACUACAUCAAGGACUUGGUUAAUCGGCUGGACUUCAACGAUUACUAUUCCACCGUCGCCAGGGUCUCCGUUCCCUCUCUUCUCAAGUGAUAAAUGCAGCUAAUCCUCUCGACAUGCCGAUAUAGAAUCCAAAUCACAUUUACAGCUCCACUUAAGUGAAUUGUUUACAUUAGCCAAAGCCUACAUUCUUUUCAUCAGUAAGGGACUUUGAAUUUUUAGAAACAUUUCUUGAAGAUCCGCCAUCCCUUUUAAUUUUUUUCCUUUACUUAAAUUUUUAUUUAUUUAAUUUCUUUAUCAUACAUCCAUGUAGUAAUUACCUUCAGCUGAAAAUAUUUGUGUCCUAAAUCUCAAAUUUAUCAUAAUAGCUUUGCACACUAAUAGGCCUAAUCUAGCUAAAUAGCAGUAUUACAUAAGAGAAAUAUUCAAGAAAUAUUCAUGUUACCCAUAUAUACUAAAUGAAGUAAAUUAGAUUCAAGCCCUUCAUGUCAGACCUUUACUUGUGUCAGUAUUUAUUUGCAAUAGUAAUUUGAAAAUAAUUUACUUGGAAAACAAGAUCUUGGACUCUUACAUUCAGAUUUUAUUUUUUUUAAUUAUAUUUUUUCUCUUGGAAGAUGUUUUGUGAUAUCUAUUAAA
Messenger RNA from Penaeus indicus, 1886 nucleotides. RefSeq names its product gamma-tubulin complex component 6-like. The record is from RefSeq and is a predicted model, not a curated record. Gene Ontology annotation, biological process: meiotic cell cycle; spindle assembly; mitotic cell cycle. The transcript has 9 exons. Lineage: Eukaryota; Metazoa; Arthropoda; Malacostraca; Decapoda; Penaeidae. The coding region runs from base 81 to 1343 and encodes 420 amino acids. Gene Ontology annotation, cellular component: gamma-tubulin complex; equatorial microtubule organizing center; spindle pole. Gene Ontology annotation, molecular function: microtubule minus-end binding; gamma-tubulin binding.